UCAUGCUACUCUCUGUGAACUCUCGUACACUCUCUCUCUCUCUAAUGAGCCGGAACGCGCGCAGCUCUUUAUGAUGUCUAGUCACGUGACUGUGACGCAGCCGGUAACGCGCUCGGCCAAUCAGACACACAAGUGCGGUGGGUGAAUUAUGUGAACAAAGGGUCACCACACAGGUCCCCCCAGAAUUCACCCACACAGGACGCCAGGCGCAACCCGAAUCAACAGUACGGAACGGAAGGGUUGCGCGGCUGGGACGUCAGUGGAAGACGACCGAACGGACAGUCAGGCGGCCGACCAGUAUGCCAGACGCGAGACGCCCAAGCAGAACAGUCAGGAGGACGCCCAGGAUGCCAGGCGGCGGGCGACGGAACGCGACGAUCAGGCGGCCGUCCAGAACGCCAGAUGCGGGACGUCCGAGCAGAACGGUCUGGAGGACGCCCAUGACGAGGAGCGCGCCGUGCAGCACCCCCCAGGCGAGGCCGGAGAAGCGGACGUCGAGAGAGGCGGCACGCGUUGCUCAGCAGCGGUCGAGACGAGCGAUGAGCAGCACCACCCGGUCGAGGCUGCAGACGAGGGCGACGGGCGCGGCGGCCGGAGUUGACUGGUCGAGGCCGGAGACGAGGGCGACCGGCGUGGCGGUCGGAGUCGCCCGGCCGUGGACAAGGGCGACAGGCGAGACGAACCAUGUCGACCGGUCGUAGCAGGAGCAGUGGAAACGCCGAAACCAGAGACGAAGCGACGCCAUCGCUGUCCACAAGCGGAGGACGAGGAGAGACGUCGGCGGCGGCGUUCGCAGGCGCUGGCCGAGGUGCAACCACGGAGACUUCCGGAGGCGCUGGCACAGCAGCGAGGUCAGCGGCAGAGGCCAGCGGUGCUGGCAGAGGACUGACCUCGGAGACUCCCGGAGGCGCAGGAGCGAGGACAGUGGCGGCGGCGUCCAGCGGCGCCGGAAGAGUGGCGACCUCGGAGACUUCCAGAGGCGCAGGUGCUGGAGCGACGUCAGCAGCGGCCAGAGACGCAGGCACAGGAAUGACGUCGUGAGGAAGGCCAAGAGCAGAUGCCUGGUGCUGGUCCAUGGGUGUGAGUCGACUGGAUGUAUUUUACAGAAGGCUGCUCCUCAGCAAACUCUUCAUUGGGGGUUGGGGAAAGCCUGAAGAUCUCAAGAGAAUCUUUGAGUUCCGUAAGAUCAUUGCAGACCGGGAGAGGUGCAAGUCUCUGGUGCCCAAGGAUUAUCCAGUGUCUAUAAACAAGACAGAGGUGCACACAGAUUGUUACAUCCAUGACGGAGUCUUCAUUUCACCUCUGGAGCACUUCGUCCCAGGUAUCCUGCCAACAGAGGCUGUGAAAGCAAGGUUCCAGUUUAUAGUUCCUAAAAAGUGGCAAAGCAAUAGACCAGUAUGUAUUCACCUGGCUGGGACUGGAGACCAUUUUUUCUGGCGCCGAAGGACCUUGAUGGCGAGGCCGAUGGUCAAAGAAGCAGGAAUGGCUUCUCUGCUUUUGGAAAACCCCUAUUAUGGCUAUCGUAAACCUAAAGACCAGUUGAGGUCCUGUCUAAAAAAUGUUUCAGACCUGUUUGUGAUGGGUGGAGCUCUGAUCUUGGAGUCCUCUGUGCUUCUCCAUUGGCUGGAGAGUGAGGGGUACUCACCUGUUGGAAUGACCGGUAUCUCCAUGGGAGGAUAUAUGUCGUCCUUAGCAGUGACUAAUUGGCCGAAGCCCAUUCCCCUGAUUCCUUGCCUGUCAUGGUCCACUGCCUCAAGUGUCUUCACCACGGGCGUGCUGAGUAAAGCAGUGAAUUGGUCGGAGUUGGAGAAGCAAUAUGCCAUCAAUUCAGUGUAUGAAGAAGAGAUCAUUAAGCUGUUGGAGUAUUGUGGGACUGACUCCUUCAAGAUGGCUCAAGAGUUCGUAAAACACUCAUCGGGUAGAGUGAAUUCUUUGGAGCAGCUGCUAGACCAGCCAAGAGAACUAUCAGUGGGCUACUACUCCAGGGCAGGAGCAAAGGCAGAAAUUAGGCCUGGUCUGUGGAUUGGAGAAGAUGUAGCUGGAGACAAACUUGACAAAUUAUUAGAAGAUGACAACACCAAGACAAGUUUAGAGCCUUUACCAAGUGGCUUCCAAGGAAGGAAAUCACUGAUUGGGAAGAAGGCAAAUUCAGAUCAAAUUUGUCGUCCAUCAUUACACAGCGAGUCCAUAAGUUUCAUGAAGGGAGUGAUGGACGAGUGUACACACAUGGCCAAUUUUUCUGUCCCCGUUGACACCAGUCUUAUCAUCGUGGUGCAGGCCAAAGAGGACGCCUAUAUCCCUCGCACAGGGGUUCUUAGCCUGCAGGAGAUCUGGCCUGGAUGUGAAGUUCGAUAUUUGAAUGGAGGACACAUCAGUGCUUAUCUGUUUAAACAGAACGUCUUCAGACAGGCCAUCUAUGAUGCAUUCAACAGAUUCUGCCUGAAGUAUCCCCACCUUCUGUAGCGAGGACACUAUUGGUACCCGGAACUUGCACUGUGCGUGUGUGUGUAUUAUGUACGGUAUCAUGUACAGUACAAACGUGAGUUCGUCCACCUGCAAUUUAUCUCUCAGCCUCUGAAUGCAAAUAAGAGAGUGCAGCUUUUAUAGAAUUUUUUGAUUUUGUUUGGUGAUUACUGAUGUGACGUACCUAAAACACAUAUUUCACACCAAUUUGCCUACAUAUCUAUUUUAACAUUUUAGUGUGAAUACAUCAAAUAAAAACCGAGGUUUAUUUGGGAGUUCCAGGUAACAUGUACAUAGAGGUGUUUUCCUUAAAAGCAGGUGCCAAGUUAAAUACAUAGAAGUUAGGAAAUAAGAAUAAGAGGUAGCUGAUUUAAAACCAAAAACAUUCAUAACAAAGAAAAAGUGCAAAAGUCCAGCAAAAUCCAAGUUCAGGGCUCUUACAGCUAUGAGGAUAAAACUUUUCAGGAGUCUGCUUGUCGUGCAGCGGAUGCUUCUCAACUUCUGCAGAAGGGAGAAUAGCCUGUGGCAGGUGUGAGUAUAGGGUCCUUAAUGGAGGAGCUGUUGGACCUUCUUGGAUAUGGCAGCUAUGUUGGUGGAAAAAGAUAGACCCUCUGUUGGAUGUAUGCUGAAGAAUUUAAUGUUGGGAGUCUCUUUCCACCCCAGGCGUAACAGAUUUCCUGAAGUCCAUCAGUAGCCAAUAGCGUACCGCAAGUAACUCGUCACCUUUGCUCAUUAAUAUUCAUGAUGUUAGCAACUGUUGCUUGGGGGGGUCAAACUCGAGUUUGUCCCUCAUUUUAGAUUCAUGUAAAUAGCGUACAAACAAGAUGUUUACUGAGCUAAACCUACCAAUUCUGUCCUAAAAUGAUGUCGCUGGUGCCAAAAUCGCUGGUAAAGAUGUGGAAGAACAUACAAACGUUCAAUUAAAGAGAUGGCUUGAGUGUCGAGUGCUGAAAAAGAGUCGACGUGAUCCAGCGUUAGCUUUUUUAUCGACACCUUUUUCUUGUGUCCAUUGCUUUACGACACUGACGAUGACAUUCUCCUGUUUCAACAAGCUAUCUUUUACCACCAUAAGCCCCAACUUUCUUAUAUAUUAUAUCCUCUGGUUGUGUUACGUCUGACCGUUGUUGGGGGUAAUUUAUAUUGCUAUUUUUGUGUAGCGAUCGCAAAUGCUACUCAGUGACAGUGAACGAACACUUUUAUUUUUUUCAAUAAUAACAAAUCUUAAUUCUGUUAAUUUACACUUCUGCCUUACUAAGGUUUUCUUUUUCAACAGAAAAAGUAAAGCUGGUAAAUCUAGAGCUUACCUGUAGACAUGAACAGGCUUACUACAAAAAGACCAAGGCCAAACAUGGCGAAUUUAUUUAAAUAUCCAUAUUUUAGAAAAAUCGUCCUAGAUGACUGUUGUGAUACCCUAUAUGAAUUAAAAAAAAAUGUUCAGGUCAUUUAUUGUCAGACAGAAGCAGAAUGGCAAAAUGCCAAGCCAAAAAAUAAGUAAAAAUAUCAAAAUGGCUUACCUCUUCGGGGGAGGCAAUGGAUCAGAGUCCGACCUGUAUCAGAGUUAUCAUAACAUUAAACUGUGUGAACUUGCUAACCUGCAAAAUUCGAGUAGGAGUUGCUCAGAUAGGUGUCCUCCUCUAUGUGUUUUCUACUGUUAAAGGUUAAUUUAACUGUAAGAAAUGCAGUGAACUCUGCUGUAAAAUAUAGAACCAGCAAAACGUGAGCAAGAAGCUGCUUAGAGAGAGAGGUCGCAAUCUGUGUUACACAGGAAAAUGUUGACAGUCAAAAAAAAAAAAACUACUUUUCUUCUUGGAAACGGCCUACUUUAGAAUGAAAGAAGGCUAGAUUAUGUUUUGACUUUACACUUUUGAAACCAAAUACCGUCAAAUAUUCGAGCAUUUAUUUAUUAAUUAUUGUAUUGUAUUGAUUUAUUUUCUACACUAUUUAUUUCAAAUAUUUUAAUUUGCAGCUGAUGCAGACAUUUUUUCAGAUAAUCAUACAUUAAUCAUAAUCAAGGUAAACAUUUUAAUCCCGAUUUUUAUUUUUUCCAUAAUUGCUCAACCCACUAAUGCAUUUUAGAGAUGAAAAUAAGGGAAAAGAAGAUAAAAGAGACCGCCAAAUAAAGCUGUUAUUCUUGUGGUGAAGGACAAUGUAGGCUAACAUGUAGUUCCAUGUUAAGUAAAUCCAGGCAUUUAUUCUGGAAGUUUACAAAAUGUUUCUUUAGUAGUUUUUGAAAACAAAGGUUUGAAUCGAACGGUGUAUGACCUGAAACAAUACACAUGAAAGUAUUAGUCAAAACAGAUUUAUUUUGCAUUGAUCAUUUAGCCUAUCAAUUAAUCAGGUUCAUAUUUGUGAGAAAUGUAGCCCUGACCCCCAUUCACCCAAUCUGUUUGGUUUUAUUAAUGUCCCGCCCCCAGAAAAAAAAUGUACAUGCAGGUUACGCUGUUAUAUCGUCCCUACCAAUGUUGAGACCAAAUCUACACCCUUGCUUUGAUGUUUUUGUACACUAAGUCCAAUACAUGUUAAAGUUACUGUAUCAUAUUGUAAUUACGUCCAUUUACAAUGAGUGUUUUCCCCAGUGGUCCAUAUAUGCGCUCCUGUUUAAACAUUGCAUCCUGCAAGGUGUACUUGGAAUCUUGGAAUCAAUCUGCUCAGAAAUGAUGUACAUUUUAUAAACAAAAGAAGCCUACGAAUGCUGUUCCUUCCAAGUUAGACUACAUUAUAGAAUUUCCUCAAAUGUACAGUAUGGCUUUUGAUUUGUUUUCAAGGACUGAUACCAGUUAGUAUUGUAGGUGCCCUGAAAUGUCCUUAUUUCAUCUUUUUUUUCCUAAGAUAUUUACACUAACAUUUAUUUGAUUCGGGUUUUUAAAGUAGGUAUUAAACCAUCAGUUAAAGUAGUACAAACACAGACGAAAAAAGUCUGAAUAAAUGUCGGUUGUCUUUGAGUGAACAAAAUUAAAUGAUUUUUACUAAUUUUCUCAAUUAAAAUGAAAUUAUUUUCUAUUUUUUAAGAAAUAUAACAAUUGCUAAAACAUAACCUGCUUUACUGCAUUUGUGAGCAUAUGGUUUUUGGUACCAAGUAAAAUGCAAUGCUACCUCGGGUCUGUCGUUAAUUCUAGUCAUCACAGAAUAAUUGGGGAAACUACAGUUGUUGGGUACCGCUUUGCUUAAAGACAAGCAUCUUGAUUAAUUUUAUACAUUGUAUGUACAGUGGGGCAAAUAAGUAUUUAGUCAACCACUAACUGUGCAAGUUCUCCCACUUGAAAAUAUUAGAGAGGCCUGUAAUUGUCAACAUGGUUGAACCUCAACCAUGAGAGACAGA
Molecule: messenger RNA, 5782 nt
Organism: Corythoichthys intestinalis (scribbled pipefish)
Lineage: Eukaryota; Metazoa; Chordata; Actinopteri; Syngnathiformes; Syngnathidae
Gene: abhd18
Product: abhydrolase domain containing 18
Exons: 14
Coding region: 1075-2463 (462 amino acids)
Source: RefSeq, a predicted model, not a curated record